UCAAUUCUGCAAGUGGUUCUGAUUUACUAUCGCUGUUCUCUAGCUGGUCUAAAACUGAUUUUGACCUAAAGGGACACUUUUUGGACAUCAUGGACCUUUCUCAGUUUCCAGGCAGAAAGAACAGUAAAAAUGCAGGCAGGGCACAGGACAAAGCACUCGGGACAAAAUGUAUGUGAAAUGGUUUAAUACAUGAAUUUAGUGAAUGUCACUUUUUGUCAUUUAAAAUUUCCCGCCGAUCCUUCCCCUGUACAUCCCGACACUCACAGGGGACGGAACCCAGAUGACAGAUGCCGGCAUCCGCGGGAGGACAUUACAGGGGACACUGCAGGAGGGACAUCGCAGGGGAGCGCAGGACAAGGUAAGAGAAGAACAGAUCCCGGAGCAGCGCCGCAUGGUAAGCCCGAGUGUAGCUCGGGGUUACCGCUUGUGGUACUGAAA
Staurois parvus is the source of this 438-nucleotide messenger RNA. NCBI's taxonomy places the organism in Eukaryota, Metazoa, Chordata, Amphibia, Anura, Ranidae. The record is from the annotation of a GenBank genome assembly.